This is a messenger RNA of Didymodactylos carnosus, 1356 nucleotides long. The record is from the annotation of a GenBank genome assembly. Lineage: Eukaryota; Metazoa; Rotifera; Eurotatoria; Philodinida; Philodinidae.
AUGGCCCAAAUAAUGAUGUCCUAUUUGUUCAAAACAAAUUUAUCUGCUUUUCGUUCAGCAAUUUUAAAAGAUGAUACUGAUAAAAUAUGUCGUAUAUUGGAUGUUGAACGUGAUCAUCUCUUUAAAGAUGUUGAUUCAACUGGUAAUUCGGGUCUUCUACUUGCUGUAAUGUAUUCAUCACCGAUCACCGUUCGUCUUCUCCUCUCACAAGGUGCACAUCCCGAUAAAGCAAAUUCGAUAACCUAUGAGACACCUUUAAGUUAUUUGGCACAAUUAAAAUGUGAACCAAAUUCUGCAGAAGAAAAACGUGCGUAUGAAAUAGCACAAUCAUUGAUUGAAGCUGGCGCAUAUGUUGAUAAGCCAACAUUUGAUAAUUAUAUGGAUGAAAAAGGAAGUAUUUAUUUGGGAAAAGAGACACCAUUAAUGAUUGCUGUUAAAAAACAAAAUCUAACUAUAGCUAAAUUACUUUGUGAAAGCGGUGCAAAUAUUAAUUAUGCUGAACGAAAAUCAAAAAUUCGACCGAUACAUAUUGCAGUAACAAAUGGUGAUGAAAAGAUGUUCGAUCUGUUCGAUAAUUGCGGUGCUCAAAUGAAAGAUGUUUUGACCGAGGGUGAUAAUACUCUUUUACAUUGGUUUUGUUACAUUAAAAGUAAUGAAAGCUUAUACAUAUUAAAACGUUUGUUGGAAUUAGGGUGUGAUAUUAAUGCAGAAAAUCAUCAUCAGCGUACACCUUUGAUGUUAGGUGCAAGAAAUGGUCUAGUGGAAACGGUGAGGCUUUUGCUCAAUAAAGGUGCUAAAACAGAUAAAAUUGAUUUUAAAGGUUAUCGUGCUCUGGAUUUUGCUAAAGUCUUCAAUCAAAUGGCUUGUUAUCAUCUAUUGAAAGAUGUUACAGAUCCGUUACCCACAGUCUCAAGCGAAGCUUCAGCUCAAGGACCAUCAGCUAUGAGAAGACGUUUAGGGCCUACACUAUCGAAUCAAGUUCGGUUACAACGAGAUAAUAGUCUUGUUUGGCGGAAAAAGUUACAAUCGAAUGAACAACGUCGUGCAACAAUCGAUAAUCAUCCCUCACCAGCACACUCUACACAAAGUGAUGAUAUGAGCGUAGUCGGCAAUAAUCGAACAAUAGAUGAUGAACGAAAUAACGUUGAUUUACAUCAAUCUGUUGGUAAUAUAAACACGGAUAGUAGUUUUAACAGUUACAAUCAAAAAAUUGAUCAAGGAUACGAUAAAGUAUGGGAAGUGAAUGCACCAACAACGAAAAAAGACGAGGAUGUAUUAAAAAAUAUUAUUCGAUCAUCCCAAAGAAAACUUAUAAUGAAACUAGAUAAACGCACAAAAUCAUUAUACAUGACGUAA